CUCUGUAUGUUGUCUAAUGCGGUACAAAUUUUGCGGUAUAUGUGGUGGGUUGUUGCUUUUUGAUAUAAAGUGUUUUUGAAGAUAUGCAGUUGAUAUUUAAAAUUUAUAGGCGCUAAAAUACUACUUGCUGGUUUCCAUUGGGCAAAUCAUACCGAAUUAUGGCUGGUGACACAAGUGUUAAAGUUGCAGUAAGAAUCCGUCCUCAGGUUUCACGGGAAAUCAUUGACAUGUGUCACAUUUGUACAUCGGUGUCUGCGGGAGAUCCUCAGGUCUGGUUGGGUAAAGAUAAGGCUUUUACAUUUGACAGCGUUUUUGACAUGCCAACUUUACAAGAAGAUGUCUAUAACACAUGUGUGAAGAACCUGAUAGAUGGAUGUUUUGAGGGAUAUAAUGCAACAGUCUUCGCCUAUGGCCAGACUGGUUCUGGAAAAACGUACACCAUGGGUACGGGCUUUGAUCUCAAUCUUAAUGCUGAGGAAAGAGGUAUUGUUCCACGAGCUGUUGAACAUUUGUUUAGGGUUAUUCAUGAACGACAGCAAGAAGCACGAGAAAAAGGAGAACCACCACCAGAAUUUAAAGUGACCACUCAGUUUAUGGAGCUUUAUAAUGAAGAAAUCAUUGAUUUACUGGAUGCAGCAAAAGAAUCUGAUGAAAGAAUGAAAAGGUCACACAUCAAGAUACACGAAGACUCCAAAGGAGAUAUUUAUACAGUAGGGGUGACUACACGUAAUGUUACUUCCCCAGAAGAGACUCUCCAGUAUUUAAAAGUAGGAGCCUUGUGUAGAACAACGGCUAGUACAAAUAUGAACGUUCAAUCAUCUCGUUCACAUGCCAUUUUUACAAUACAUGUUAAGCAGCAGCGUGUUGUCACUUUUGAACCUCAUUUAUCUCUCUCUUCUGAUGAGAGUACAGAGAUAUCAGCUCCAACUCAGAAUGGUGAGGUGAUGAAUGAAUUUGAAACACUAACAGCUAAGUUUCAUUUUGUGGAUCUGGCAGGCUCAGAGAGGCUAAAGAGAACAGGGGCAACUGGAGAUAGGGCUAAAGAAGGAAUCUCAAUCAACUGUGGACUUUUAGCUCUUGGAAAUGUCAUCUCGGCACUAGGGGACAAGUCACGUAAAGUCACUCAUGUUCCAUACAGAGAUUCUAAACUUACAAGGUUGCUUCAGGAUUCUUUAGGAGGAAAUAGUCAAACUUUGAUGAUAGCCUGUGUUUCUCCAUCUGACCGGGACUUUAUGGAAACCCUAAACACAUUGAAAUAUGCCAACAGAGCUAAAAAUAUCAAAAACAGGGUAAUGGUAAAUCAGGAUAAGUCUAGUCAAACAAUUACUCUGCUCCGUCGUGAAAUCCAGCAGCUUCAGUUAGAGCUAAUGGAGUAUAAACAGGGGAAGAGGAUUGUUGGAGAAGAUGGAACAGAACAAAUAAAUGAUAUGUUUCAUGAGAAUACAAUGUUGCAAACUGAGAACAAUAACUUGCGAACUCGUAUCAAAGCUUUACAAGAAACGGUAGAAAGACUGAAUGUGAGGAACUCUGAGUUGCUGGCAGAAAAGGAAAUGGGAACAUGGAUUACAUCAGGAGAGAGUUCAUCACAGCCAGAUAUUACAGGAAUGAUACAAGGCUAUCUCAGAGAGAUAGAAGAUCUCAGGGCUAAGUUAAUGGAGUCUGAAGGGAUGUGUACUCAGCUUCGGAGACGUGUCCAACGAUCACCAAUUCGUCAGCCGCUAAGUCCAACUUCAGUUGCUGUAUCUGUUGUAGGCCAAUAUGAUAUUGGAGUUGAUGCUGAGCCAACAUCUGUCUAUGAACUUUUAACUGAAGCAAAACGAGAUGUACAGAAGCUGAAAAAGAAAACCAAGGUUUUAAAAGAAACUGGGGAAAAAGAAAGCGGAGUAAGUGAUAACACUGUUGAAGAAGAUGGGGAGAAAGAAGAGAAAGAUGAAGAGAUUCAGGAUGGAAUUGAAGAAAAUGAAGAAGAUGAAAGUUCCGAGACAGAUACAGAGGAUACUGCACCAGAGGACUAUAAUGAAGAUUUGGCUGAUUUGACUUGUGAAAUAAGCAUCAAGCAAAAACUGAUUGAGGAGUUAGAGAACAGCCAACGUCGCUUACAAACAAUGAGACAGCAUUACGAAGAUAAACUGCAGCAGUUACAGAAUAAGAUUAAAGAUACAGAGCUAGAGAGAGACAGAGUUCUAGCAAACAUGACAAAGGGUAUAGGAGUGCAGUCACAUGAUAAAAUUAAAAAGGUACAAGAGGAAUUUGAGAAGAAAAUUGGUGCUCUUCAGAGUGAGUUAAAGAAGAUGCAAUCAGCAAAGAAGGAACAUGCGAACCUGAUGAAGAACCAAGUUCAAUAUGAACGACAGUUAAAACAGCUGCGACAAGAAGUUGUAGACAUGAAAAAGGCCAAGGUACGUUUAGUGAACAAAAUGAAAGAUGAAAGCCAGAAACAUAAGAUGCAAGAACAGCGUAAGAAUAAAGAGAUUGCACAACUAAGAAAGGAAGGUCGAAAGCAUGAAAACAAGAUUCGAACCCUAGAAGCAGAAAAACGAAUGAAAGAAAUUGUGUUACGUAGGAAACAGGAGGAGGUAUUAGUCCUAAGAAAAAGGAAUAAACCUAUGUCUGCUAAGGUUGCAGGAAAAAUUGGAUGGGCAAGGCAUUCAUCUGCUGUAAGAAGUCUUCCUUUUUCUCCGAAAGUAGCUAAGCAGAAGUGGCAGCAUCUAGAAAAGAGGAUCAUGAAGGUGGCUUUAAAUAAGCAGAGUGUCUCAAAUGUGGAACGAGAAAUGGAAAAAUGGUUGCAGGAAAGAGAGAAGCUUGGACAUUCUUUAGAAAAAGUCUGUAGAAAAAGAGACAGAGCAAUAUUGGAUGGAAAGGGAGAAAUAGUGAUCCGAGACCUAGAAGAUGAACUUGAAAACUUAAAGGCCAACAUUGAUUAUGUCCAUGAAAACAUCUCUGAAUGCCAGACAAGUAUCAUGCAAAUGGAGGAGUCCAAGGAGAGUGAUGACUUGGAUGAUUUAGAUGUAAACAGUGUCUUAGCCAAUUUACAGAUGGAUGAAGCAAGGUAUCUUUUACAGAAACUGCUGAACAUGGCUAUCAACCAGAGCUUCCAAGUAGCCCAGAAGGAAACCAUUGUGAAGGAGAUAGAAGCCAAACUAAAACAGGUGGUGAACAGUAAUGCUGUUCAGCAACAACUUCUGCAGCAUGUUUUACACCAAGCUAAUGAAGAACUAUACAAUUAUGUUAUGGCAACUGUAGAACCAGAUCAUUUAGAAAGUGUAGAGACAUCCCGAUCAAGUUCACCCUUAGAUAGGAGUCUAAGCCAGGAGUCUGAUGCAGUGAAUACAGACACGCUUGGGAGGAGAGAAAAGGUUCGGCGGCGAACAGCAACUACACAGGAAUUAUUGUAUCCAUUAAGUGCACAGGCUUCUAGUGAGUCUGUGGUGCUGUCCGUGCCUAUGAUAGAAGAAGAAUCAGAAAGCCUGUCAUCUUCUAUAAGACAGCAGGAGUUCACUUUUAGCUACUGGCAGAAAGAGAACAUGAUGACUCAAAGUGUCCUCAUGCCCCCUCCUCCACCCCCCGUUUCAGAGGAGAAAAGCAUACCUCGAGUAAUCAGUGCUCCUGGAUCCCUCAAAGAUAUGGCUGCCAAGUUUAAACAUGAUCCAUCUCCUGCUCUGAAACACAAGACGUAUGACAAAAUUCCUCCAGAAAUAUCACCCGCCAUUCGUCGUAAAAAUGCCAGUAAUACCUCUUCAACAUUGGUUCUACAGCAGAACUUUGUUGAAGCUAGCUCUCACCUCACCAUUCCCGAUUCUCCUCCUGUUGGCCGACGUCAGCCGGGAGACAACGUUUUCUCUCGGCUUACAAGUGGCACCACUACUAACAAUCGUAAACCUGAUAGAGGAUGUAUUAACCCUUAUACUGGUAGGCCCUUAAUGGGGAAAAAUGCUCCAUUGGUAUGCACUUAUGUAGCAGAAGGUCAUAGCAAAGCUGUCUUGUCUGUGGUAGCCACAGAUGAUGUGCUUUUUAGUAGUUCCAAAGAUCGCACAGUCAAAGUGUGGGAUCUCCAGACUUUAAAAGAGAUACAAACACUUGGUGGCCAUCCGAAUAAUGUAGUAAAAGUGCGCUAUUGUGAGUACAGUAGGCUAGCGUUCAGUGUUUCCACAGCAUUUGUUAAAGUUUGGGAUAUCCGAGAGAAGCCAGCACAUUGUGUGAAGACACUAAGUUCAUCUGGAUUAACCAUUACUGGACCAAUGCAGAUUAGCACCCCAUCCAGGACCAUACAGAUGCCUCAGGGUGAAACACAGAUAAAUGAUAUUUCUCUGAAUCAGUAUGGGACACUUUUGUUUUCUGCAGCAGGCAACAUUGUUCGAAUAUGGGACUUAAGAAUGUAUCAUACCAUAGGCAGAUUGACUGGAGGUCACCAAGCAGCAGUAAUGUGUCUAGCUGUUGAUGAUUUAGGAGAAGAUAACAAUGUUGUCAUUACUGGCUCAAAAGACCAUUAUAUAAAGGUAUUUGAAGUCAUGGAAGGUGCUAGUGGUGUCCUUACUCCUAAACUUAACCUUGAACCUCCCCACUAUGAUGGAAUCCAGUCACUUGCUAUCAAUGGUGACUAUCUAUUUUCUGGCUCACGAGACAUGUGCAUCAAGAAAUGGGAUCUCGGCGGCCAGUGUUUAGUGCAGUCACUGAACCAAGCUCAUAAAGACUGGAUAUGUGGUUUAAGCUUUCUUCCAAACAGUAACACCCUGGUGAGUUGUUGUCGUGGUGGGUUUAUGAAGUUGUGGUCUGGAGACAGUUGCCAGUUGUUAGCUGAAUUAAAAGCACACAGUGCUCCUAUUAAUGCAAUUGCAACCAAUUCAUCAUUUGUCUUCACAGCCUCAAAUGAUAGUACUGUGAGGUUGUGGCACUUGCGUACCUUGCCGGAAAUGAGUGAUUUUGAAGAUGAGAGACUUUAACAAAACAUGCAAAGAAUACCCCAAGCAAGAUUCAAUUACUAGAGAAGCUACUAAUUUUCCUGUGGGAACAAAGAAGAAUCUAAAGUUGCACUUGGCUUCUUCAAUAAAAGUCAAAGUGUAAAAUGUAUAAAUCAUGAUGAGGGAUGGUGUAAACCAAAUAGUGUGUGGGACUAGUGCAGUUAAACUGGACAUUAUUAUUUAAAAAAAGCAUUUGACUGUACAUAUGAAGAACAUAAUACACCUGUAUGAAAGAUGAUGUUUCUAUUUUUGUUUUCCUUUUAAAAAUGAGUGAAAAAAAAAAGUUCAUUUUUAAGAUUAUAUGAAGUGUGUGUGUGUUUAAGAAACGCUAUUGGUUUUCACACGUUCCAUAAAAAAAUUUACAUUAUAGUGGGAAUGUAACUGAGGGUUGUCUGGUAAGAAGCUACUUUUUCAAAUGUUUUAUUUCUUGCUUUAAGCUAUUACAGUUACGAUAAUGUGAAUUUCCAGAAUUUUAAGCAUUAACACUUUGUGUACACAAUAUUUCUUCAGAGUGGAUAUUUUGUUCCUAGCAUAGAAAAAUAAGCUAAAACUAAUGUAAUUAACAUACAUAGAAUUCUGAGGAGUUUGGCAAGAUAUUAUUCAUAUGUCCUCUGUUAUCAAUAUGAAAUUUAGGAAUAUUGAAAAGAGUAGGUCUUCAUGAUUUCCCUCUGGAAUAUAGACUUAAUUAUUUAAAAUUCCAAAUUCAGAAGCUGCAUUCUACUUUGCCUUAAAUUUGAAUACUAAGUAAUGCUAAUUUUUAACAAUUAAAUUUUUUUAAUUUUCUUUGAGAUAUAAGCUAUUGUUAUUCCCAAAACUUCAAAAUUAAAUUUCUGUUCUUAUGAAGCAGAAGACACAGUUUGAGUAUCAUAAAAUUCUAAUCACCAAUUUCUUGUAAUCUAUGGCAAAAUUAUAAUUUUUUACUAAUCCAUAGACUAGUUAGUGAAAUCAUUGGUUAAACUGACUAAAAGUCAGGGUUAAGAGUAAAAAUAUAAUUGAUAGUGUUUUCCUAUGAUUCUUUUUCCCUGAUGAUACGUUAACUCAGUUAAAACAAUUUUAUCUUGACCCUGAAAUUUAGCCAUGUUUAACUCUCAGUUUAUUGUAAAGAAUGUCUCAAGUUUCAUUGCACUUAUAUUUUUUGUGGUAAUACUAAAGGUAUUAACAAAUUUCAUGUUCAAACAAGAUAUGAUGUUAGAAGUUGUAGAUUUAUUUAAGUUACUUUGAAACUUUUUUUAUUGAGCAGGGUUCAAAUUUUCCAACACAAGCAAUUUUUACACAUGAUUGUACUAGCAGAAAAUGUUAUGAAAUUCCUUGGUGGUGGAAUUUCAUGAUAUUAUGGCCAGAAAUAUUGUUAACAGGAAGAUUACCCACCGAAUGAAACAAUUAAUUCUAAUCUUUUUUAAGUAGAAAUGUAAGAGAAGUUUAUGUAAUCAGCUAUACUAAUGGCCAGGUUGAUUUUUAAUUUUGCUUUUAGUACAUAGCUUGCUCUGAUUGAAAGUUAUUAUUAAUAAACUAAUACUUAAAUGACAAAAUUUCUGAGGGUAUUUUAGCAUAGCUACCAAUAAACAAAACAGUCAAAAAAGUACUUUCAAAGUAUAAAUGUAUUAUAAAAGCCAUCACCAAGUUUCCAAUAGUGAAAUGCAUAAUUCGUCCAAAUAUAUUUCCAGGACACAAUUUUAAGAGAAAUUGGAAUAAUACCAAUUAUUUCUGGCAACAAUAAAAAAAAAAAAAAUCUUUAAUCUUUCUUUGUUGCCCAUCAUAUCUUCAUAUUCAGCAAAUAUUUUAUUGCAAUAUAAGGUAUAGUUUCAGCUUGUGUAUUUUAGGAAUGAUACCAAAGUUUAUUUUUGAUGAUAACAAAUUUAUGAAUUAAGUAAAAGUAUUCAACAACAAUGUUCUAGCUGCAUAAAAAUUCAUGAAUCUUUAGCAUUUACAGUAAGAGCUUAUGUGCACUUUGCACAAUUUGAACUCUGUUCCUUCAUUUUAAAUCAAAUUCCAAAAACUUAGACUAAUGGUUUUGGUUAAUUUUAAGUAGGUAAUAGUCACUUAUCAGUAUCAGGUUUGGAUUAGGUGCACAAGUUUGAAGUUAAGAACACAUUCCAUGAUAUAGCAGUACAAUUUUUAAUAUGUUGCCUUAAAACAGUAAACAAAUUUAUAUUUGUAAGAAAAUAUUUGUUAAAAUAUAAACCGUUUUUUAUGUUUAAAUGUUCUUUUAACAUAUUCCAGGAAAUACCAAGUUUUUUAUUCCUUUUAUAGAUAUUUUAAAAUGGUUAAGAAAUAAAUCGAUAUCUGUAAAAAACAUUCCAGUCAUUCUUUGAAUAUAUGUGGC
Molecule: messenger RNA, 7281 nt
Organism: Limulus polyphemus (Atlantic horseshoe crab)
Lineage: Eukaryota; Metazoa; Arthropoda; Merostomata; Xiphosura; Limulidae
Product: kinesin-like protein KIF21A
Exons: 35
Coding region: 159-4940 (1593 amino acids)
Biological process (GO): microtubule-based movement; mitotic spindle organization
Molecular function (GO): microtubule binding; ATP binding; microtubule motor activity
Source: RefSeq, a predicted model, not a curated record